Felis catus (domestic cat) is the source of this 6112-nucleotide messenger RNA. It is a transcript of the gene INTU, whose product is annotated as inturned planar cell polarity protein. Gene Ontology annotation, molecular function: protein binding. Bases 86 to 2932 code for a protein of 948 amino acids. Gene Ontology annotation, biological process: establishment of planar polarity; cilium assembly; nervous system development. NCBI's taxonomy places the organism in Eukaryota, Metazoa, Chordata, Mammalia, Carnivora, Felidae. Gene Ontology annotation, cellular component: cytoplasm; cilium. The transcript has 16 exons. The record is from RefSeq and is a predicted model, not a curated record.
CCUAGCGGAGACAACAUGGCGGCUACGGCGAGCCAUUGCUGCGAGAUUUGAAUUAACACUACUAGUAACUACUGCAUCCUUGACGAUGGCGUCUCCGGUUUCGUAUGGUUCCCGUCAGAGCCCAGAUGAGCUCCCUGGAGACCAUUCUUCACAAGAAGAUGAGGAUUGCGAUUAUGAAGAUCGGGUCAACGACUCGGGUUCAUAUUCCUCAACCAGUAGUGAUUAUGAUGAUGUUGAACCUGAGUGGCUGGACAGUGUGCGGAAAAAUGGAGAAUUAUUUUAUUUGGAAUUGAGUGAGGAUGAAGAAGAAAGCCUUCUUCCUGAGACUCCUACUGUGAACCAUGUCAGGUUUAGUGAAAAUGAGAUUAUAAUUGAAGAGGAUGAUUACAAAGAAGGAAAAAAGUAUGAACCUAAACUCAAGCGGUUUACGAAAAUUUUAAAAAGUAAAAGCCUUUUACCCAAGCGCUACAAUAAAAAAAAUAGCAAUGACAAUGAACCAGUGUCCAUUCUAAAGCAUCAGUCCAACCAGAAAACAGGAGUGGUUGUCCAACAGCGAUACAAAGACGUGAAUAUUUAUGUAAACCCCAAAAAGUUAACUGUGACCAAAGCCAAAGAGCAGCUGAAGCUUCUGGAAGUACUGGUUGGGAUUAUUCAUCAGACCAAGUGGAGCUGGAAAAAAACUGGAAAACAGGGCAGUGGAGAGAGACUUGUGGUCCAUGGCCUGUUGCCAGGAGGAUCUGCUAUGAAGAGUGGUCAGAUAUUAAUUGGUGAUGUCCUCGUUGCUGUGAAUGACGUGGAUGUGACUUCUGAAAACAUAGAAAGGGUUCUGUCUUGCAUUCCUGGACCUAUGCAGGUAAAACUGACAUUUGAGAAUGCAUAUGCUGUGAAAAAGGAAACAACUCAACCAAAACAGAAAAAGACACAGUCGAACACAAGUGAUUUAGUCAAACUUCUGUGGGGAGAAGAGGUUGAAGGGAUCCAGCAAAAUAUCCUAAACACUCCUCAUAUCGUUAUGUAUCUCACACUACAGCUUGACUCGGAAACAUCAAAGGAAGAGCAGGAAAUUCUUUAUCAUUAUCCAGUUUCUGAUGCAUCUCAGAAACUGAAAAGUGUGAGAGGGAUAUUUCUCACACUCUGUGACAUGUUGGAAAAUGUAACUGGGACACAAGUUACUAGCUCAUCCCUUCUUUUAAAUGGGAAACAAAUCCAUGUGGCUUAUUGGAAAGAAUCUGACAAGUUGUUGUUAAUUGGCCUGCCUGCUGAAGAAGUUCCUCUCCCUCAGCUAAGGAGUAUGAUAAAAGAUGUUGCCCAAACCUUAACAUUUAUGUAUGGUUCUUUAGAUAGCUGUUGUUUCUUCAGUGCCUUUUGCCAGGUUGAGAAUGUUCCUCGUCUGGAUCAUUUUUUCAUCUUGUUCUUUCAAAGAGCACUUCAGCCUACUAAACUACAUUCCAGUGCCAGUUUGAACGCACAACAAUAUGAUGCUUCCAGUGCAGUGCUUUUAGACAGUCUCCCCGGAGUUCGGUGGCUCACACUUCCACAGGAAAUCAAGAUGGAACUAGACACAGCAUUGAGUGACUUAGAGUCUGCAGAUUUUGCUGAACUGUCUGAGGACUACUAUGACAUGAGGCGGCUGUAUACAAUUUUAGGAUCUUCUCUAUUUUACAAGGGUUAUUUGAUCUGCAGUCAUUUGCCUAAGGAUGACCUUAUUGAUAUUGCCAUAUACUGUCGCCACUAUUGCCUACUGCCGUUAGCAGCAAAACAAAGAAUUGGUCAGUUGGUUAUAUGGAGAGAAGUGUUUCCUCAACAUCACCUCCAACCUUCUACAGACUCAAACACUGAAGUCUUUCAGGAACCUGAAGGAAGAUAUUUUUUGCUAAUUGUUGGCUUGAAGCAUUAUAUGUUAUGUGUACUAUUAGAAGCUGGAGGCUGUGCAUCCAAAGCUAUUGGGAAUCCUGGACCAGACUGUAUAUAUGUGGAUCAGGUCAAAACAACUCUUCACCAGCUGGAAGGAAUAGAUUGUCGCAUAAAUGAACGGCUAACAUCUUCUCCAAGCCCCUGUUUGUCUUGUGCUGACUGGUUCCUUACUGGAUCACAUGAAAAAUUAGAUAGUUUGACAACCUCACCUAUCCUCAGUAAGCUUCCAGGUACUUCCAAAGUAGCAACCUCUCCAACAUGCAGAAGAAUUCUUUUUGGUGACUAUUCCUUAAAGACACGUAAGCCCAGUCCUUCCCAAAGCAGUGGAGGAUCUGACAAUGGUUGUGAAGGUGGAGAAGGUGUUCACCUGAGUCCCCACUCUACACCAGAUACAGUACGGAAACAACAAAGAGAACCUCAGGGCUCUGAUGGUUCAGAAGAAAGCGGGGCCUUGCUUAAGGUCACUAAACGGAAGUCUGCUCUUCCAAAUCCAUUUCAUUUGGGGAACUUGAAAAAGGACUUUUCAGAUAAAGAACUGGAAAUAUAUAACACAAUUAAAUUGACAUCUGGUCCUGAGAACACACUUUUCCACUAUGUUGCCUUAGAAACUGUGCAAGGGAUCUUUAUUACUCCUACCCAUGAAGAAGUGGCACAGCUAAGUGGCUCUAUCCACCCUCAACUAAUAAAGAAUUUCCAUCAGUGUUGUCUCUCCAUUCGUGCAAUUUUCCAACAGACAUUGGUAGAAGAGAAAAAGAAAGCACUAAAUGGUGAAGAUCAUUCAGGUUCUACAAAUUCAGUAUCUUCUCUUCACCCUGUGAAAGAACAUGGUGUGUUGUUUGAAUGCUCACCUGAAAAGUGGACAGAUCAGAGAAAAACACCACCAGUUAUGGCUUACUGGGUAGUAGGGAGACUCUUUCUUCGUCCCAAACUUCAAGAACUUUACGUCUGUUUUCAUGAUUCAGUCACAGAAAUUGCCAUAGAAAUGGCUUUUAAAUUGUUCUUUGGAUUAACCUUGUAGCUGUGUUUUCUUAAUGCAUAGCAACUAUGCAUGGAACAUUGAACAGUGUUAGGAUUGCUGAAAACAUACACAAGAAGAUAAGGUUUAGCUUCUUUUAACUGUUCAGUUUUGAACACAAUAAUGUUAAAUAUUGAGAUGAUAUGCUCUUGGGUUUGAUGCACUAAAUCUUACGUAGUAUUGUCAGACUUUUGAAAAGAUACUUGAUCAAAAUAAGAAGGGAUUUUUAACUUAUUUCCAUUUUUGUAUGUAAUGUUAAUUUAUUGACUAGUUUGAAAUAAUGUGAAGUUUUAUAUAAAAUUAAUAGAGGAAAUAUUUAUCUUGAGGAACUAUUUAUCUUGGAAAAAUACACAGUUCAUAAGCAAAUUCACUUGUGUAUUUUUCUUAAGACUAAUGAGGAUAUCUGGUGAAAGAAUCACAAAACUGGAGGAUGUGACCAGGUCCUGUAACUAAUUAGUGCUGUGACCAUGAACAAGUUUUUGUACCUCUCUGAGCUCAGAAUCUUCAUGUAUAAAUGAGAUGACUGCAUUGAGACUUCUAAAGUCCCUCUUAAGUAACAUGUGCAAUUUUUUUUCUUCUUGCCUACUCAUCAGUAUCUAAAUUGUAAUGUCCAAGUACUGACUCCUUAUUAGAUCAAAUACUUUUCUUUAGUUUAAGUGCUUUAAUAGAUACCUCACUGUGGGGUAGAAGAACUAAGGAAUGAAAAUUAAACUUUUUUCUCUAUUUAUUUGAUUCUCUUUACUCUUUCAGAUCAGCUCUGUUUUGUCCAGAAUAUAGUUUUUAAACUAUUUAGUGUCCAUAAACUUUUAUUAUUUUUCUUUUUGUUGAAAUAUAUUCAGGUAUGCACACACAUUUUAUAUAGUUCAUGAAUUUCAAGACAGCUGUAUGUAAAUCUUUUUACGAACCUAAUCAUGUUAAAAAACACUGAAAAACUUGGAUUAAAGUAAUCCUAUGGUGACUUGUUAAGUACUAAUUUUUGCCUUACAAAUAUGUCUCAUUAUGUGUUGGGUUUUCCCAGAGGGAGGUACCUUAAUGAGCAAAAGUUUACUUGACCUUUAGUAGAGAAAGAAAACUAAUGAGAUAAGAAUUUUCUUUGACUGUGACACUUUGGUAGAUUGAGAAGGAAGGAAAAACAUAAUAACUGCAUUUUUUAUUACUAUUUACCUAAUGGAUCCUCCUGAAGUCUCAGAUGCCCUUAAGACUAUAAUACUGGGUUUUUUUUGUUCUUCAGGACUUAAGCUUUGGAAGGAAAAUUAUGCCAACACAUGUAAAAUCAGUUUCUAUUUCUUUCCCCUCAGACGCCUGGAACAUGAGCCCUCCAGGUUAGAAUUAACUGUAAAACAUAGUGGGUGCACCAUUUGAAAUAUUUGGUCUUUUUUUUUUUAAUUUUUUUUUAACGUUUAUUUAUUUUUGAGACAGAGAGAGACAGAGCAUGGAUGGGGGAGGGUCAGAGAGGGAGACACAGAAUCUGAAACAGGCUCCAGGUCUGAGCUGUCAGCACAGAGCCCGACGCGGGGCUUAAACUCACGGACCGCGAGAUAUGACCUGAGCCGAAGUCAGCCGCUCAAUCGACUGAGCCACCCAGGUGCCCCUGAAAUAUUUGGUCUUAAAAGAAACACUGUUACCUCUCUGUAAUCAGUUUGAGAAAUUUUCACCCAGGUAUUUAAAGUGCAAAUGACUAUAUUUGUCCUAUUAGUGACUUGUGGGCCUUAAAUUUAACAUUGAAAUCAAGGCAAGAAACUUUGGUUCUUGAAAUGUACAAAAUGGCUUAAAAUAUCCUCCCCUUAAGAUCACAGUAUUGGUCAGAAUGGUAGACUCUUUACCACUGCAUUAGUUUAAGGAACUUUGUUUAUAAGUAUUUAUUAAAUGUCUUAAAUUUCUUAAUAUGUCCCCCAAACACCAUGUGCUAUUUUCAAUACUGAGAUGUAUUAAUCCCCUCAGCUUUUCAAACAGACUGAACUAAAAUAUCUCAGGUUUUAUUAUAAGGGACUUUUUUAAAUUUCAUUUAAUGAAAUUUUGGUCUUUUGAACUGCUUUAAUGGUGUCAAAGAAUCUUGAGACCACCACUCAAUAACUAAAAUAAAAAGACAAAGUAGUCUACUUACCUUAAUAAGAGGAAAAUCCUUUGCUACAUUGUAGAUGUAUAGCAUAAUGUUCAUGUUGCAGAGACAUUGCAUUUUUAGGAAAUAAAACCAAACAUUGUGGUUGUCAUCUCUAAAUGGAUAUUGAAGUAAGCAUUGUAACUAAAUCUAGCUGCCCAUUUUCCAGAUUUAUUGAGAUGCACAUCUGAAAGAUCAAUCUGACUAUUGGCCAAUGACUGCCUAUCUGCCACUUUAUUUAAAAAAAAAGGACAAAGUAAAAGUGCAGAUACCCCAGAGGUAUGUUUUAGCAGAUACAGAAACAUUCUUAAGUUGGAUUUUAUUAUUAGCAUCCUGCAAAUGUUCCCUUUUACUAGACUAUGAAUGCAAAAGACUAUAGAACUAUCAAUUUUGGGAAAUACCAGGUACUAUUUUAUCAUCACCAUAUAUCUUAUAGCCCCCCCCCCAAAAUUAUGUUUUAGAUUCUACACCUUCCACCCUUCACCCUCCUCCCCUCUCUUCGUUUGUUUUCUUUCUGUCGGGUUAGAGAACUGUACUUAGCAAAGGAGAGUUUCUUAUUUGUGCCAAGAAACUGUUGAUGAUGAUGCAUACUGGCAAGAUAGUAAAUUUGCAGUGCCUGCUUUUUUAUAUUUCUGACACAAAUGGGAAAAGUUGUGAAACCAAUUUAGUAGGUUUGUCUGCUUUGAAAAUUCUUGGAAAUAAUAUUGUGAAUAACUACUUGUUAUCUGUGUAAGUUCCCCCUAAAUAGUGCCUGCACAGUGCACACGCUGUAAAAGUGUUAGCUACUACUACUACCACCACCAUCUAUUAUUAUUAUCCAUUGGUUGAAAACCCAGGAGCCAGCUAAAUCAUACCUGCUGCUGUACAAAGUGUUGGGAAAAAUCUGAGAAAAAAAUUCAGCACUGAACACUUUGAGAACAAGGAUGUAUACUUUGGAUAUUCUAAAAUACAUUAUUAAAUGUUAUUAAAACUUUAAUCUAUACACUAAACUGUGUGAAAAUGAUAUAAUUUUCUAGAGUUGUAUUUCUCUAUAUAAUGAAGCUAUUUUUAUAUUGAUAGUCUUAAAUAAAGAUGGUUUGGAGGUA